CCUCCUUCAUUUAAAUGAAUUUGGAGCUCCUCCCAUUGGGUAAGCUCUGAAACUUAUAAAUUGCGCUUUAAGCAAAGCCCUUAGAGGAGGGAGAAUUAUUGGAGCUGGAGGGGGGCAAAAGGAGUCCAACCCAGGGAAACUGGAGGCUGUGCCUUACAACACUGUGAUUCAUUUUAUUUUUUUAUUAUAAUUAUUCCACCCUUUCACCCCUCUUUUUGCUAGUUGAAGAUGUCUACAGCCCUCGUGUCUCCAAACAUCUUUGACCUGAGUGAAGUUUUAUGCAAAAGUAACAAGAUGCUGAACUACAACCCUUCAGGUGUUGGAGGGUGUCUGUUGGACAGGAAAGCAGUGGGAACUCCAGCUGGCGGGGGUUUCCCCAGGAGACAUUCUGUCACUCUGCCAAAUUCCAAAUUCCAUCAGACCCACCUUCUCAGCAGCCUCAAGGGGGAGCCAACCCCAGCACUGGGGCCUAGAGAGAAUCGCUUUCGUGACCGCUCCUUCUCUGAAGGUGGUGAGCGCCUCUUGCAGCAAAAGCAGCCUGGCGGACAAGUCAAUUCAAGCCGCUACAAGACAGAGCUGUGCCGCCCCUUUGAGGAGAACGGGGCCUGCAAGUACGGAGACAAGUGCCAGUUUGCCCAUGGCAUCCAUGAGCUGCGAAGCCUGACCCGCCAUCCCAAGUACAAGACGGAGCUGUGCCGCACUUUCCAUACCAUUGGCUUCUGCCCUUACGGGCCUCGUUGUCAUUUCAUCCACAAUGCCGAGGAGCGUCGAGCAGUGGCAGGCAGUCGAGAGCCUGCCAUCAAUGAAAGGCCCCGCCUCCAACACAGCUUCAGUUUUGCUGGCUUCCCAAGUGCUGUUGCUGCCAGUGGGCUGCUGGACAGUCCCACCUCGAUAACCCCUCCACCCAUCAUGAGUGCCGAUGAUCUUCUGGGCUCUCCUACUCUGCCUGACUGUGCCAGCAAUCCCUUCACCUUCUCCAGCCAGGAGCUGACCAAUCUCUUUGCUCCCAGCAUGGGGGUACAAGUGCCUAGUGGGGGCUCACCCACUGCUUUCAUCCUUCGGCCUAUGUCUGAGUCCCCCAACAUGUUUGACUCACCCCCAAGUCCUCAGGACUCCCUCUCCGACCAGGAAGGCUAUCAGAGCAGCUCCAGCAGCAGCCAGAGUGGCUCGGAUUCACCCAUCCUGGACACCUCAAGACGUCUUCCCAUCUUCAGCAGACUCUCCAUCUCUGAUGAGUAACCUAGUGUUGCCUUUUGGCCUCUUCCCACCUCUCUUACAAUGUUACACUUGUAAUCUCUUCCUCCCUGCCACCGCCAUCUCCCAAUUUUCUUUUAACAUCUCUGGGUUAGAUGUUAACACAAAGAUAGUCCACCUGCCUAAAGUCCACUCACUGGCUGAAACCAUAAGUGCCAAAAUUACAACAAAAAGUGAUAAUCGUUUACAAAUGUAGUGCCUUCUAACAUUUUCACUGUGACUAUAUUACCUCUCCAGCUGCAGAGGGCACCAGCAGCCUCCACAGAGCUCUGUGCAUUUCCAGAUGUGCAGGGAAUAUCCGGAACCAGCAGCUCCCAUCACUGACCAUGAUGCAGGAUUUUACCCUUCUUUCUCCCCUCACUUACUCUGGCCAAUGUUUUGUAGACAUGUGGCAUGUGGACAAAUGUUAACAUCAAACCCUUCCCACCUCUAAAGACUAAUCUUGCCUGAAUCUGCUCAGGUCAACCAGAAGAACAACUGAGAAUGGACAAUAACUGUAAUAUGCACGGGACUUGGUGACUGGAGAGGGAAGCCAGAUGGACAAUGAAAGACUUGCUUUUGGUGCUACAAGUUCCCCGUGUGUAGAUGUGACACCUUUAAAAAGAGAGAGAGAGAAUUGGGGAGGGGUGUGUCUAACGGUGUUCAUUCCACACAUGCAAGUUCUGUGUAAACAAAGUUCCAUUAGAUAUAGCUUUAAUGGUUUUGCUCUAGAGUACAAUAGACCUAUCCAUAGAGCACUCACGCCAAGCUUUUUUUUUUUCCUGGGUUUUUAAUUUUGUAUAACUUUUCAGAAAUUGGAGAGCAAAUUUUGCUUGUCACUGCACAACAAUAUAAAGCUUAUUUAACUUAUCAAAACGUAUUUAUUGCUGAAACCUAUGCUUUUUUGUUAAUUUUGUUCAUAUUUAUCGGAAUGAUGAAUUCAUAGAAUAUAUUCUUUUAUGUUUAAAUUAUGAUCUUCCAUAUUAAUCUUAAGAUUGUGAAGUCUUUUUCUUUCCCCUCCCCCACAGUUUAAUAUAUUAUACUACAAUGACAUUUUUGUAACUUUACACUUUUUUUGGUUAUUUUAUUUUUAAAAAAUGAAAAAUUAAUUUAAAAAAACAGCUGUGUUUGGAUUAUUUAUUUUAGAUCGUUCCCCCCUUUGUGUCAGACUGCAAAUUGAGUUUAAUGUGCUUCUUUGCCUCUCUUUGCCCUAACAAGGCCUUUCCCACAUGGGGUGAAAUUCUGACCACCCUGUUGUCAUUGGGAGCUUUGUCACUGACUUCAGGCGGGCCAGAAUUUCACUGCUGGCCUCUAGAAUGUAUACGCACAAACUGUGCUGUGAGAUGAUAAAAAGGAAGACUGCUUGCUUCUUUUUUGUAAGUACUUAAAGGAAAAAUCUACCCUCUGGUUUCAAGUGCCUGUCUGAAGACAUUCCAAAUGCAGUUUGUCUUUGCAUUUCUGUAUUCCAAGAUUGGAGUGUUUCCUUUGUUAAGGUAAACAUUACUGGCACAAAGAACACACUGAAUGUAAUUUUUCCCAUUACUGUUCACUACAUUGCUUUCUUCUUUUUUCCUUUGUGUGAGUUUAUUUAAAAGAAUCUUUUGUAACGACUGUUUGCAGUUUAAAUCAAUAAAGCCCAAAUGUUUUUUCAAGAA
Messenger RNA from Hemicordylus capensis (graceful crag lizard), 2888 nucleotides. It is a transcript of the gene ZFP36L1, whose product is annotated as ZFP36 ring finger protein like 1. Gene Ontology annotation, molecular function: mRNA binding; metal ion binding. Lineage: Eukaryota; Metazoa; Chordata; Lepidosauria; Squamata; Cordylidae. The transcript has 2 exons. The coding region runs from base 229 to 1239 and encodes 336 amino acids. The record is from RefSeq and is a predicted model, not a curated record.